Messenger RNA from Lepidothrix coronata (blue-crowned manakin), 1299 nucleotides. RefSeq names its product basic proline-rich protein-like. Bases 1 to 1299 code for a protein of 432 amino acids. The transcript has a single exon. The record is from RefSeq and is a predicted model, not a curated record. Lineage: Eukaryota; Metazoa; Chordata; Aves; Passeriformes; Pipridae.
AUGGCCGCGGUCGCCCGUCCGGCGCUGCCCCCGCGCCGGGACACUCACUGCGGGGAGGGGGAGGCGAGCCCUGCCGUGAGGGAACACACACAAAACCCCGCAGGUCAGCGGCGACCCCCCGCAAGAAGCGGCCGCUCGGGAGCGCCUCACGCCGCCGGCCGCGCUUACAUGUUCCCCGGCGCCGGGGGAGCGCGGACACGGGCGCUGCGGACACCGGCGCUGCGGGCAGGGCGGAGGGCAGCCGGGCGCGGGGCGAGCUGUCAGCCGGCGCCCAGCGCUACCUCGGCCCCGGACCGGCAGCACCCCGGAGCAGCUCCUGUCCCACAGCACGGCCCGGCCCGCAGCCAGAGCGGCGGGGGUGUCCCCGCGGAGGGGGAGCCUGACACCUGUCACUCUCCGCCCCGGCACCGCCGGCGACCCCGCCAGGCCCGGCACGGCCGCCCCGCCGCCCUGCGCGGGGAGCGCUGUCCGCCGCAGCCGCCCCGCCAUACUCACGAGCGGGCCCGCACAGCGGCGGCGGCGCCGCUCCCCGCGGAGGGCGACGGCUGCCGAGGCCGAGAGGAGCCGGAGCCGGGGCUGGAGCUGCCCGUCCGCCCUCGCCCGCUGCGGCCGCCCCGGGCUGGCCAGGCGGUCAGUGACGCACUUGCUCACAGCCGCGGCGACACGGCUCCUUUCCUGCCCUUUUCUUGCCUUUUUUUGAAACAAACUUUAUUGGUUCCGCAGCCGCCGCGCUCGCAGACGGGCGGCGCCCGCACAGCUCCCGCGAGAGCCCAAGGCCCGCCCCGGCGGCGCUGCGGGACGGCCGAGCCGGGCCGGGCUGUCCCGCCUUCCGCCUCGCCCCAAGACGGGCCCCGCCCCGCCCCGCCCCCUGUUCGCCCCGCCCCCCGGGCGGGCCCAACCCCGCCCCUCCGCCCUCGGCCCAUCCCAGUUCGGCCCCGCUCUUCCGUCCUCAGCCCCGCCCCCCCGGGCCGGCCCCGCCCCUCCAUUCUCGGCCCCGCCCCGCCAGCCCGACGCGGGGAGCGCGCCCUGAGUCCAGAGGGUACCCCGGGGGUACCCCAGGAUUCCCUCAGGGGCGACGCUCCUGCCCCGCCUUGUUGCGGCAGCGAGCGGGCUGAGCUCUCCGCGGGCCCGUGCCCUGGAGCACCGCGGGGCUCCCGGGCAGCGCGGCACGGCUGUACCUGUGUCCUGUCCCAGCCUGUACAGCCACCGCCCCUCCAGCGCCUUUACACCCGGCUGGGGCGCGCAGACACGAGAGAUGCCCACAGGGGCCCGGGCACCUGGAGCCGGAGCUCUGUGUGA